This is a messenger RNA of Acyrthosiphon pisum (pea aphid), 3365 nucleotides long. RefSeq names its product zinc finger protein 235. NCBI's taxonomy places the organism in Eukaryota, Metazoa, Arthropoda, Insecta, Hemiptera, Aphididae. Gene Ontology annotation, molecular function: RNA polymerase II transcription regulatory region sequence-specific DNA binding; protein binding; DNA-binding transcription factor activity, RNA polymerase II-specific. Gene Ontology annotation, cellular component: nucleus. The transcript has 8 exons. The record is from RefSeq and is a predicted model, not a curated record. Gene Ontology annotation, biological process: regulation of transcription by RNA polymerase II; embryo development. The coding region runs from base 604 to 2097 and encodes 497 amino acids.
ACUUCUUCAGUAGUCCGAUAGCCGGUCGACCGACGUCUCGCGCGCGCGUCAAUACCUCUUCCUGCGAUCGCCGCCGUUCUUGUGUGCAGUAUUAUUAUUAUAGUAGCCGCCGCCGCUGUUGUUGUUGUUGUUGUUGUUGUUGUGUGUGCGUGCGUGUGCGUGUGUAUAUGUGCGUGCGUUCGCCAGUAGUCGUUGCCGCCGCCGCUUCAGUAUAGUACCACUGCAGACGGUCGUGUUACAGUUUUCGUGUUCGUUCGUUCGGUUUUUCGGUUUUUUUUUUCAUUUCAUUCGCUCGCACAAUACCGAUAAUAAUAUUACAUAUUGUACAAUCGUAAACACUGUACGCUGUGGCCGCCGACCGCAAAGUAUAUUAUUAUCAUACGGACAAAUAUUAAACAAUUGUUGUUUCGCAGCGACGUAUUCGCCAUAACCAGGCGCGAAACAUGGGACAAAUGUUCGACUGAUCGCCGCGUCCCACCGUGCACAACGCGCGUCAACCGGAUAAUUGACCGCAGCAUAUAGUACGAUUUUUGGGACUCCCGCGAACCGUGCAGGGACACGCGUAAACGUUUCGGUUUUCGGAUCGCGCAGCGACAUAUCACAAUGGAAACGUGCGUGCUCAUACCGAAGGAACUGUCCUUGCAGGCGGCGCCCGUGGCCAACGUGCAGCGGUCCAACAACAACAGGCACCACGCGGAGCCCGAGAUCACUGUCAUGACCAACGUCAACGUGCCCAGAGGCACGCUCAUCUACCCGUUCCAGGGCACGGUGCGCAUGGACAAGUUGGACGUUUUCUCGUUCUUGGACGACACAGACAUAAGGCACAGAUUCGGUUGCUACGACCAGGUGACCGAGGUGAACAGACUCCGAGUGCGUUAUUGUAAUUGGGUCCGGUUUUUGAAAAUCACGCAGCACCAUUCCGAACAACAUGUCAACGUAUUGGGAACCAAAAUAAAAGGCGAACCCAUGUACGAAGUGAUCAAAAACAUACCCGCCAACACGGAGUUGAUCGUGCACUACCUGCCCGAGCGACCGGAAGAGAUAUUCUUCAUGCCCGCCGUACACUACUUGAGAAACACGCUGUACAGACGCACGAUGGACACAAUUCUGGAAGACUCACCUUUGGACCUAUCCAUGUCGCUACUGUCCCGAGCGUACGGCACGUCCUCCGCGUCGUCGGCGUCUUCCCCGCCCAGCGGACUGGACACGGACGAACGCAAAUCGUUGUCCGGCGAAUCGUCUUCCGCCAACUCCUUGUCCGGCGACACGGCUUCGCUGGACCACAACGUCAACAUGAUCGUGUGCAACACGACUCCGGUGAAACCGAGACCUUUCCGCGGCGAGCGCACCCUGCUGCCGUGCGAGGUGUGCCGCAAAGCUUUCGACCGACCGUCGUUGCUCAAGAGACACAUGCGAACCCACACAGGUGAAAAGCCGCACGUGUGCGCAGUGUGCAACAAGGGUUUCUCGACGUCCAGCUCGUUGAACACUCACCGGCGAAUCCACAGCGGCGAAAAACCGCACCAGUGUGGCGUCUGCGGAAAACGGUUCACUGCCAGUUCUAAUCUCUACUACCACCGAAUGACUCACAUCAAGGAGAAACCGCACAAGUGCACACUGUGCGCCAAGUCUUUCCCGACGCCCGGCGAUCUGAAAUCUCACAUGUAUGUGCACAACGGAUCGUGGCCUUUCAAGUGUCACAUUUGUAACAGAGGAUUCAGCAAGCACACGAAUCUGAAAAAUCACUUGUUCCUGCACACCGGGGACAAACCGCACGCUUGCGAACUGUGCCAAAAGAAAUUCGCCCUCGCCUGCAACCUGAGAGCACACAUGAAGACCCACGAGAGUGAAACCCAAGAGGAGUGCAACAAGUGCGGUAAGGUGUACAUGGCCCCGGAAACGGACAAGGGUCGCGGCGGCGCGUGUCCCGAGUGCGCUCCGUUGUCGCGUCUGCCGCCGACCGACGCCGCCGCCGACGCCGCAUCGGCCGCCGCGGGGAGUUCACCGCCUGACGAGGAGCGGUCUUACGGGGGUGAUUCGGAGGACUGUUCGUCGAUGGGUUCCGCGGACGACUGCAGCAGCAGGGGUGGCGUGUGAACGGCUACCGCUGCUGAGGGGUGGCGGCGUGACGUGGGUGGCGGCCCGUCUCCGAGGGCUACCGUCUAACCCUUAAGACACGUUAUGUAUUUUAAAUAUUCAUUAAUUAAAGGAAAGAUACGGAAAAACUAUACACGAAACCAUGCGACCCGUGUGCAUCACUCGUCGCACAUAUAUACCUACGUCUUGCUGUAUACUCGUUUCCGCACUCAGCUUGCGUGUAACACACCUCGUUGGCUGGCGAUAAUCAUAUUAUUAGGUACCUAUAUUAAUAAUAUUAUCAUCGUAAAUUAUUACGCGUGCGCCGCCCGACAACGGGGAAACAAACAAAACGUACAAUACGCAAGAGAGCACUUAGGCUUUUAUCGAUUUUCGUGAUUUUACGACCCGGUCGAACAUAUAAUAAUAUUAUCAUAAUAGGUAGGAAGGAAAAAUUUUACGAGUUUUCGGAGUAACAAUGUCGUAAAACAGACGUAAUUAAUGUGUCGUCGCGUAUUUUUAUUUUUUCGUAUCGUCGUUAAUUAAUGCGCGCACGUGAGUGUGUACUGUGUAUAAUAAUAUAUAUAAAUAUUUUAUAAUAAUAUCAUAUUGUGAAUGUUAUAACACGCCGAGCUACCCGAGCGAGCGUCUUAUAUAUUAUUAUUAUUAUUAAAAUAAGAAUAAUAAGAUUAUUACUAUUUACUAUUAUAUUACCUAUCAAUAUUAUAUUAUUAUUAUUAUUAUUAUUAUUAUAAUUAUCUCAUCAUCGGUUCGUAUAACGUAUUAUAAUGUUUAAGUAUAAUUCACGUGUAAUAUUUCUUUGUUGUAUAUUUUUGCUCUUGUCGCGACCGUGGUACAAUACUAUACCCUGGUAAAGGUACGGUUGUGAUCUUUUCACCGCGAUGUUGUAAUAUUAAGAUGAAUAUUUUUUUUUUAUAUAAGUGUCGCAGCGAUGACGAUCUAAUUGCGUGUAUUUCUUCAGGAAUCACGCUCGUGUGUAUGAUAUUAAAUAUUAUAUUAUUAUUAUUUUGUAUAUUUUAGUAUUUUUAAUUCUAGUCACUUUAUUAUUAUCAUCAUUUAUAUAACUUUUUUUCAUGAUUAUUUUUUUUGCUAUAUUUAUAUACAGUGUAUAUUUUAUUUGUUGUACAUAUCAUUAUAUAUAUAUAUUAUAUAUUAUAAUAAUGCAUCGCUGUAGCAUAAUAUAUAUAUAUAUAUAUUAUUAUUGAGUUAAGUUUUUAGUAUUACUCGUAUGAAGAAUCUGUGUUUUGAUGGAAAAAAAAAAUUGAAAU